GCCCGAGCCGAGCGGCUGCUGCUAGCGGAGGCGCCAUAUUGAAAGGGACAAAACUCCGGCGACAGCCAGUGACACAAACAAACCCCCGGACCCUCCCCCCAUUUCCCCAGCUCUAAGGGCCGAGAUGUUGUACCUAGAGGACUAUCUGGAGAUGAUUGAGCAGCUGCCGAUGGACCUGCGGGAUCGCUUUACGGAGAUGCGCGAGAUGGACCUGCAGGUGCAGAAUGCAAUGGAUCAACUAGAACAGAGAGUCAGUGAAUUCUUUAUGAAUGCAAAGAAAAAUAAACCUGAAUGGAGAGAAGAACAAAUGACAUCCAUCAAAAAAGAUUAUUAUAAAGCUUUGGAAGAUGCAGAUGAGAAGGUACAGUUGGCAAACCAGAUAUAUGACUUGGUAGAUCGACACUUGAGAAAGUUGGAUCAAGAACUGGCUAAGUUUAAAAUGGAGCUAGAAGCUGAUAAUGCUGGAAUUACAGAAAUAUUAGAGAGACGGUCAUUGGAAUUAGAUACUCCAUCACAACCAGUAAAUAAUCAUCAUGCUCAUUCGCACACACCAGUGGAGAAAAGGAAGUAUAAUCCAACUUCUCACCAUACUACAACAGAUCACAUUCCUGAAAAGAAGUUUAAAUCUGAAGCUCUUCUAUCGACUCUUACAUCGGAUGCCUCUAAAGAAAAUACACCAGGAUGCCGAAACAAUAAUUCUUCAACCUCUUCUAACAAUGCUUACAAUGUGAAUUCUUCUCAACCGCUGGCAUCCUAUAACAUCGGCUCAUUAUCUUCAGGAACUGGAGCCGGGGCAAUUACCAUGGCAGCAGCUCAAGCAGUUCAAGCCACAGCCCAGAUGAAAGAAGGUAGAAGAACAUCAAGUUUAAAGGCUAGCUAUGAAGCUUUUAAAAAUAAUGACUUCCAGCUAGGAAGAGAAUUUUCGUUAGCUAGGGAAUCCACUGGCUAUUCUUCAUCAGCAUUGGCAUCUACAUUAACUCAGACCAUAAGUUCAGCAGCAACAGACUCACGGAGUGGUCGAAAAAGCAAAAACAACAACAAGUCUUCAAGCCAGCAGUCAUCGUCUUCCUCCUCUUCUUCCUCUUUAUCAUCAUGUUCCUCAUCAUCAGCAUUAGCACAAGAACUCUCUCAACAAACAGCAACAAUACCAGAGUCUGAUUCAAAUAAUCAAGUUGAUUGGACUUAUGACCCAAAUGAACCACGUUACUGUAUUUGUAAUCAGGUAUCCUAUGGUGAAAUGGUAGGAUGUGAUAACCAAGAUUGCCCUAUAGAGUGGUUCCAUUAUGGAUGUGUUGGAUUGACGGAAGCACCAAAAGGAAAAUGGUACUGUCCACAGUGUACAGCUGCAAUGAAGAGAAGAGGCAGUAGACAUAAAUAAACUUGGGAAAAGCUUCAUGCAAAGCAUUUUAUACGGGACUUAAACAUCAAACCACAUUUCCUGGCAACCACUUAAAGGAUUAAUAUAGGCAGUCCUAUAAGAUCUUGAACUAUUAAUUUUAUUAGUUGUGUUUUAAUAAUGUAAGUAAAUUAUUUAUGCACUCCCAGUGUGCUAUAAAUACUAUUCCAGUUAGCCUUGGAUUAUUUCAGUGGCCAACAUAUGCAGACAUUUGUACUCUCCAGCCAUUUUCUCGAAGUAAUGGGCAUUCUAUUAUUUAAUCUUCAAAGAAUUCCAACGAUGAAGAUUUUAAGAAAAGUAUUUUAUAUCUAACAGGUAUAUUCUGCUGCAUGUACUGUACUCCAGAGCUGUUAUGUAACACUAUGUAUAUAACUGGUUGCAAAAAAAAAAAAGUCAGUGCUUCUAAAAAGAAUUUAAGAUAAUGGUUUUUAAAUGCCUUUAUAGCUUUGUUUCUUUGUGAAACUAAAUUCAGCAGGCUGAAGAAAAUGGUUCAUGUAUAAAGUGGGCUGGUGUCCUCUAGAGUACUUGGGUACAUAAACAGAAACUCCUGUAGAGUAAAAAUGAAUUUGUGCCAUUAGUCUUUAUAUGUUUCUGCAUCAAAACAGGAUGCAGUUCAUGAGGGUGGGGUGGGAGGGCUUGAGGGAAAAGGGUGUUAAAGUGAUAAAUUUUUAUACCAAAUGUGUUUAUUUUUUUGUGCAAGUAAUCCUUAAAAUUGGAACUGUAUUAGGUGUUAAAAUAAAAUUUUUUUAAAAUUACUUGUAUUUAUAUUUUACACAUUUAACAGAUAAUAGCGAAAAUUUCUAAAGCCCAAUCACCUUUCACCUUUCUCAUUUUAUCUAAAGAGGUCAUGGUCCCAUAAUAUACAGAUUGUUCUGUGAUUUCUUUAAUAUUGUUUGCAAUUUGUGAUGUGAACAUAAGAAAAUACCUUUUUAAUGUAAAUUUUAAAUGCAAAUUUAUUUUUUUAGGAAUACCCUUUUACUUCAGUGUAUAAGGGAAAACAGAGAGAUAUAAUUACAUUAUAUAAAAUAAAAAUGAUUAUUAUAAAAUUAUAUGUCUUAAGGCAAAAUGCUCAACUGAAUGAAUAGACUGCAGACCCCUGAGUUAGAAGCUUACAACUAGAUUCUGUUUUUUAUUUUCCUCCAGACUAUCAUGACAGCUAAGUCACAUUUAAAUGCUCCGGGUCUUAGUUUCCUAUUUAUAAAACCAGAGUGAUUGUCACUGCAGCAUUUGUAAAUUCCUGUAAAACACUGAAUUUUUGUUCCAUAGGUGCUAUUGAAAUCCUAAAUUUUGCAAUGAAUGGGUUUUGACUACUGAGAUGAAAGUUUCUGAUCAGCGGAUAAAUAUGUAAGAUUCUUAAUGUUUCUUUUUUGAAUACCUAUAUAUUGAAAGCUUUGUUGGCCCAUCAGAUUUCAUCUUUACCCAAAACCACAUGGAAGUCCUCGUUCAGAAAAUAGCGCAAGUUCUAUGCAAUGCUAUCCAAGGGGGCUGGAUUAGAUGAUCCCUUCAAGCUCCCUUCAAGCACUAAGAUUCGGAGCUGUCAUAAUAUGUCUCUCAACCAUGUUGUAACAUAAAAGCAAGUUAGGCUUCUUUUUAAGUGAGCACCAAUGACGCCUUUAGUUGAUAGCUUAUUAAGAAAGCCUUUAGAAAACUAUAUAAAAUAACAGUUAUUAGCAUAUUGUCUGAAUAUGCCGCUGAAUUAUAUAAUAUACUCCUUCCUAUGGUGCAGCAUGACUUUCUCCAGUUCAGUCAUCUUACUGUAAUUAGUCAAAGGUAAAAGUUUUUUAUAGCGUCUUAUUUUCAGCACUAUCUUGGCUUCUGAGCCAGGAAUAUACUUAAUUGCUGCUGGGGCCACUUUCAAUGUACGGAUUUCAUUAGAUCCAUUUUGAUUUUUACCAUUGAAAAAAAUUACACGUUGACAAGGGUUAAACUGAAACUAAAUAUAUAUAUAAAGUGGUAAACCAAAAUUUUGUGAAGUUGAUAAGUAAUGGAUAAAAUGUUUUUAAAGCCUGCCACAAAUAAUUGGGCCACAUAUGGAACAGCUACCUCAUCCCAGAAAAUAUGGCCAACUUUUAAUAUUGUCUGUGAUGUAUACGCCAAGGUCCACAGUGAAGGCACCUGGUUUUAUAAAAUGCACAUUCAGAAUCUUUGUUGUACAUGUGAUAAUUAGUAUCACAAAAAAAAUCCAAAUGUGUGGUGGGUUCACAAUCUAUAGGUGGUGAAAACUGAGGCCUUACUUCUGUGGAGUGUGUAUUAAAAUGUUCAUGGUGACACAUUUGAAGCAAUAAAUGGCUUAAUUAAAUGCCUAAAUGAAGCUGAGUGUUUGAUAACCAUAAACUUAAUUAUUCAAAAGGUAGUUUUAUGCUGUAUAGCCAUCUUUCCCUUAAAAAGAAAACUGAAGACUCAAUGAACCAAACAUUUAUUAUGUAUGUAUGCUUUUUGUUGUUUCCUCCUUAGAUUUCUGUGGUGCAUGGAAUUUACAUUUGAUAUUUGAUCAUAUCAUUUGGGAUACUAGGGGUAAAGCAUUUUUACAUUGCAAUUCAUUGCACUUUUCCUAUUUAUUUGGCAUAAAUUUGUCAGGUUUAUUUU
This is a messenger RNA of Phascolarctos cinereus (koala), 3982 nucleotides long. It is a transcript of the gene ING3, whose product is annotated as inhibitor of growth family member 3. The record is from RefSeq and is a predicted model, not a curated record. NCBI's taxonomy places the organism in Eukaryota, Metazoa, Chordata, Mammalia, Diprotodontia, Phascolarctidae. Gene Ontology annotation, cellular component: NuA4 histone acetyltransferase complex.